AUGCUCGAGCUGGAGAACUCCUUCGGCAGCAAUACGUGCCGUUGCACCGGCUACAGGCCCAUUCUGGACACCAUGAAAUCCUUCGCAAUCGACGCUAGUCCGCAUCUUUGCGACAAAGUCGAGGACAUCGAGGAGGCAUACUCGUGCAAAGCAAGAACGUGCCGAAGGCUUCCCUCCGUUAACAGCGACGACAGUGAAUGGUGCAUUGUCAACAAUUUGAAAAUUGAUCAGCUGGAACCGCCAUUGAUAUCUUUUAACUUCGGCACGAACAAGUUUUACAAAGCCUUCGACGAGGAGCAGAUCUUCGAUGUUCUAAAUAAUUACGGCUUUGACUCCUACAUGCUAGUAGAUGGAAACACUGCGAAAGGUGUGUAUGAAACCUUCGAAUAUCCUAGAGUAUUAAUCGAUAUAAGUGAAAUAAAAUCAUUGAAGAGUUAUCAGUUCAGUCAGAAUUUGAUCCUCGGUGCCAAUAUCAGCCUUGAGGACUGUAUCACAAUUUUCCGGACCACAGCUAAAUCCAAGAGUGAUUUUUUUUAUCUGGAGGAAUUCGCGAAGCACUUUGAACUUAUUGCCCACAUUCCAAUUAGAAAGAUUGGCUCAAUAGCUGGAAAUUUGAUGUUAAAGUAUAAGAUGCCAGGUUAUCAAUCCGACGUAUUCGUACUUUUCGAAACCGUGCGUGCAACUGUUACGUUACGCAAUUCAAAUAACCAAAAAUCUACCCUAUCAAUGAUUGACUUCCUGAAAUGUAAUAUGCAAGGAAUGUUAAUGUUAAACAUAGAAUUACCGCCUUUCAAUGAAAGCUACAUCUUCAGGAGUUACAAGAACGCUUUGGCUAUCGUAAAUGCCGGUUUCCUUUUGAAAAUGGACGAUAAGAAAAUUAUUGAAGAAGCAAGCAUAGUAUACGGUAAUAUAUCAGGGAAAUUUAACCAUGCAAAACGAACAGAAAACUUCCUAAAAGGGAAGAACGUAUUUAAUAACAAGACACUUCAGAGUGCAUUGAAGGAAUUGUCUGAGGAAAUUGUUCCCGAAAACAGACCACCUGAACCAUCACCUGAUUGUCGAAAGAAAUUGGCCAUAGGACUUUUCUACAAGUUCAUCUUAAACAUCAGUCCUACAGGAUUGCCAUCUCCAAGGUACCGUUCUGGCGGUACGUUAUUCCAAAGGCCGGUUUCCAGUGGCAAGCAAGAUUUCCAAACCGACCCCUCACUGUACCCCCUAAAUCAGCCAGUGGAAAAAUUAGAAGCAUUAAUACAGGCGUCUGGGGAAGCGCGGUAUGUUAACGAUAUACCGCCUAUGCCGCGGGAGAUAUUUGGAGCGUUUGUGAUGGCUACGGUACAUAGCGGUGAAAUUGACGAGAUAGACGCUUCUGAAGUACUGAAAAUUGAAGGAGUUAUUGCUUUAUACACGGCAAAAGACUUCCCCGGCAGAAAUUCAUUCGGGUUUCCUGGUAUUCAACUCCAAACCGAGUACGAGGAAAUCCUCGCAAGCUCUGAAAUAAAAUUCUAUGGACAGCCAGUAGCAAUACUAGUCGCAGAAAGAGAAGCUUUAGCGGCGAGUGCAGCUAAGAAAGUCAGAGUCACCUACAAAAACGUACCAUCUACGCCACCAGUUCUGACCAUAGACGAGGCGAAGAAGUUUACUAAACGAUACGCCCCAAGCGACGCAAAAAUCGAUCCGAAAAAGACUGGCGACAACAUAAAGAAAGUAAUAAAAGGAGUUUACGAGAUAGGAGCCCAAUAUCACUAUUACAUGGAGCCUUUGUCAUGCGUGGUGGUUCCCGUGGAUAAAGGUCUGGAGGUGUACGAUUCAACACAAUGGAUUGAUUUAACGCAAAUCACUAUUGCUCAGUGUUUAGACAUGAAGGAAAGCGAUAUCCUUGUAAAAGUUCGUCGUAUUGGCGGUGGUUUUGGAGGGAAAAUCAGUCGCAACGCCCAAGUUGCUACUGCGUGUGCUCUGGUUGCGAAGAAGACUGAUCGGCCAUGCCGAUUUAUUUUGCCCAUCGAGACAAAUCUUACAAUAGCUGGCCGACGACUUCCGUGCCAGUGCACUUACGAGGCUGGAGUUGACGACGACGGCAAAAUUCAAUAUUUAAACGCUACUAUAGUUGAAGACGACGGGUGUUCUCACAAUGAAAAUAUCUUAAGUUAUACUGCGGGGGGAUUUCCUAACUGCUAUAACACCGACCCCUUUAAGUUGAACACGGCAAGUGUUCUUACAGACCUUCCUUCUAACACCUUCGCCCGAGCUCCAGGCACAUCCGAAGGUAUCGCCUGCAUCGAGAACAUUAUGGAGCACAUAGCUUUCUCUGUACAAAAGGACUCGACUGAUGUACGUCUUGUCAACAUGAAAACAGAGGAUAACGAGAUCCCACAGCUUAUAGAAGAGUUGAAAAAGGACGCAGAAUAUGACAAACGACUUCUAGAAGUCCAGCAGUUUAACAAGGCCAACAGGUGGAUGAAGAGGGCACUCCAGAUCAGCGUGAUGCUGUUCCCGGUCGAAUACUAUGGAAACUAUAGCGCCAUGGUCUCGAUAUACAGGGGCGAUGGCACAGUGACAGUUACCACGGGUGGCAUUGAAAUGGGCCAGGGUCUAAACACGAAGGCCGCCCAAGUGUGCGCUUACGAGCUAGGCGUGCCUUUGGAACUGGUAACGGUCAUACCGAGCUACUCCUUCACGGCGGCGAACAACGUCUUCUCCGGAUCGAGCAUAACCAGCGAAAGCGUCUGCUAUUCGAUUAUUAAGGCGUGCAAGGAACUGAAUCGUAGACUGGAAGCGAUAAAGCAGACGCUGGGCAACGCCACGUGGUUGGAAAUAAUAAAGAAGGCAGGCGAGGAGCUGGUCGAGCUGACCGCCUCGUAUAUGAUGACGGACAAAGAGCCCGACCUGCAGAGCUACAGCGCGUACACAGUCGUAAUUCUGGAGGUACAAUUGGACUUGAUAACUGGAAGAUACGAAUUGCUGCGAGCAGAUAUGCUAGAAGAUGUUGGCCUAAGCGCUAACCCAGCGGUGGAUGUAGGCCAACUAGAAGGUGCUUAUAUUCAAGGGCUCGGAUACUUUCUCACCGAAGACUUCAUAUACGACAAGCUAACGGGUAAACUUUUAACCAAUAGGAGUCUGACUUAUGAAGUGCCACUCGCGAAGGACAUUCCUAUCGACUUCCGGAUAAAGUUCAAAUACAACUCAAAAAAUCCAAAAGGAGUAUUGGGAUCCAAAACCGUCGGUGAAAUGGGCAUAUGCACGGCGCACGGCGUCACACAUGCCCUCCGUAAAUGCAUUUACGAGUCGCGUAAAGAAUCGGGCUACGACACGAACGAAUGGAUUAAUAUAGAUCACCCGUACAACACGCAGUCUAUACUCAAAGCAUUAGCUGUGAAAUUGGACGAAUACGUUCUUACA
Molecule: messenger RNA, 3396 nt
Organism: Iphiclides podalirius (scarce swallowtail)
Lineage: Eukaryota; Metazoa; Arthropoda; Insecta; Lepidoptera; Papilionidae
Source: the annotation of a GenBank genome assembly